Lytechinus variegatus (green sea urchin) is the source of this 5940-nucleotide messenger RNA. RefSeq names its product putative sodium-coupled neutral amino acid transporter 7. Bases 156 to 1538 code for a protein of 460 amino acids. The transcript is spliced from 7 exons. The record is from RefSeq and is a predicted model, not a curated record. Gene Ontology annotation, biological process: amino acid transmembrane transport. Lineage: Eukaryota; Metazoa; Echinodermata; Echinoidea; Temnopleuroida; Toxopneustidae. Gene Ontology annotation, molecular function: amino acid transmembrane transporter activity.
AGUUACAACUACAAGGUAUAAGUGAAACAUGGUCAUUUGAAGUUGGAUACAAGCAUCACCACUUUGGUUGAAGUUUUACGGAUUCAGGACACAAGUAAUACUCUGACCAGCACCUUGAUUUGUGAUAUCAAUAAACCACUGAUCCAUAUUUCAAAAUGAGUCGGAGCAGCAAGAGACUUUAUGCCAACGGACUGAAUGACUCGAUGGAUGCAUCGGGUUAUGAAUCCAGUGAGAGCCAAUCCUUGUUGGGCAGUGUCACAGUACGGACUCAUCCUGCACCGGGAGGAGAGACGUCUGUUCUUGGAGCGAUGUUUAUCGUUGUGAAUGCUUGCAUUGGGGCGGGGCUUCUCAACUUUCCCUUCGCAUACCAAACUGCUGGAGGGAUUGCCGUUAGUGCUAUCAUUCAGUUGGUGCUAGUUUGUAUAAUCUCCACCACUUUGCUGAUUUUAGCAUUGUGCUCUGAUGUGCGUCAAUCCAAAUCUUAUCAAGGUGUCAUCCAGGAGAUGUGUGGUCCCAUAGGAAGAGUUAUCUGUGAGUUGUGUAUCAUUGCAUACUGCUUUGGAACAUGCAUCACAUUCUUCAUCAUCAUAGGAGACCAGACUGAUGGAAUAUUAUCUUAUAUCUGUGGAGGUGCAGACCACUUGGUUCACUGGUAUCAAGAUAGACGCUUCACUAUAACCUGCUGGGGAGUAUUCAUUGUCCUACCUCUGUGUCUGCCUAAAACUGUUGACUUCCUCAAAUACCCUGGUUCCAUUGGAGUAUUUGCAUCACUGUACAUCUGUAUCGUAGUCAUCAUCAAUUACUUUCGGAAAGCUGGCAGCCCUAGUCCAGAUCUUGUCACUCAUCCUUCAUCCUGGACCCAAGUCUUUGCUUCAAUACCCACUAUAUGCUUUGGAUUCCAGUGUCACGUCAGUAUUGUUCCAGUCUAUUCUAGUCUUCACAAGCGCUCUCUACCUCGAUUCUCUCGUGUCAUAGUCCCUGCACUCCUGAUUAGCUGUACAGCAUACACACUCUCUGGUAUAUUUGGAUCUCUGACGUUUGGCAGCAAGGUCUGUUCAGACAUCUUACUCUCGUAUCAUGAUAAAAACAUCACAAUCAUGAUUGCCAGAGUGAUGGCUUUAACCAACAUGCUCACAACAUAUCCUAUUCUACACUUCUGUGGCAGGUUAGCCAUUGAGACAAUGUUACAAUCUUCUCUUGGUCGGACGGAUGAAGAGUGGGCCUUGAGAGAGAAACGGCGCAGGGUCAUUGAAACAGUAACAUGGUUUAGUAUCUCGCUUCUACUGGCACUCUUCAUUCCAGAUAUAGGGGUGGUCAUCUCGGUCAUUGGAGGGUUGGCUGCUGUAUUUAUAUUUGUAUUUCCAGGUCUGUGUCUAGUCCAGUUUGUCCUUCAGCACUCGGCUGCAUCCCGGAGAAAGAGAUGGUGUCUCAUUGCAUUUGGUGGAUUUCUCCUGGCUCUGGGCGUCUUCAUCUUCUCUGAGAGUUUCAUCCUUUCUAUCAUGAACGACAUCUCUGGUAACAAUAAGAGCGGGUGCUGAGAGCUCUUCUGUAUGCUCUUUAUUUCUAUGAUAUGCAGGGAAUCAAACACUUGAUAACUCCCUAUAUGGGUUUUGAAAAUCCUACAGUGUACGCAAGUCUUUAUUAUAUGAGGAUUCAUUCUCUCUAUCAUGAACGACAUCUCCGGUUACAAUAAGAGCGGAUGCUGAGGGUUUUCCAAUUUGCUCUUUAUCAAAUUUAUGAUAUACAGGAAAGAAAAAAACUUGACAGCUUUCUGUAUGAGUUUUGAAAACCCUACGCAAGCGUAAGUCUUUAUAUAUGUGGGUUUAUUCUUUUUAUCACGAACUUGCCCUUUAUCAAUCUAUGAUAUACAAGAGUGCAAAAAACCUGAUGUCUUCCUGUGUGGACUCGUCAUUACAUCAGAGGCUUUCACCCUCUCCAUCUUGAGGAGUAUUUAUGGGCCCGGCUUACAAAGACUUAACGAUUGAUCAAGUUCGACUAUGGAAAGCCAGUAAUGUCAACAUCUAAAAUGCAUGUUUGUUCAAAUGUUUUGUUGAUGUGAUGUAUAAUCAUACAUCCAUUAUUGUCUUGAAUAUUCAGUAGGCUUCUCUUUGCUUAAAAAUGACAUCAAUGUGCAAAUUUCCUGUCAAAAAAAGCUAUAACAUUGAUGGAUUUCCAUAUAAUUGUGGUUGAUUGGAACAUUCGUGACUCUUUUUAAGAUGGGCCCCUGGUAACUCAAAGAGAUGGUGCCAAGAUCUUCACUUAAUCUGUCAUUUACAGGAAUGGAAAAGCCGAUAGUUCCUAUAUAACCUUGUAAAUGCUGUAUUGUAAUUGAAGCUCACAACAUGUUCGUUUUGGAUGACUGGUGCUUUAUUUUUAAAAAUGUCUCUUUGUUGUCCUACAUGCAAAAAUGAAAUUCCUUUUUUUUCUCCUUCUCCAACAUUUGGAUUUCACUCUGUUGUACUUGUUCGCUAUUUCUCUUCAGUGCUCCUCAACCACAUUAAGGUAAUUUGUCCGAUUCAUCUUGUCUUUGGUGGUAACACAUAUUUUAAGUUCUUCACUUCUAUCACAAAGAGAUAUCAUAAAUAUGUUUCCUGCAAGCUUGAAUUGAUUAAAUCUAAAGCUUUUAUUUUCUGCUUAAUUGGCACAGCUUUCCAAUUCUAUCUGCAUUCAAGUUAUGUGUAACAAAUUUUCCUGACAUAGCAAUUUAUGCCCAGUGAGAGCCAAACUAAGAAUUCACAAAAAAUCUAGUGAAGAGUUGUAGGUUUCCAUCCAUUUGAGCACUGAAUAGUUUUCAGUGCAAUUUUUUAUGCAAAGUGAAAUAAAAAUGAAUUCAGAAUCUGAGAAGCAGAAAAAUUAACAUUUAUUUCUGUGUACAAACCAAUGGAAGCACAAUGCUCCGAACACAACAUGACUGCACGGUCUCAAAGCUGGUGAAAGCACGUACAAGAAAGCCCAUUUUCAAAGCCCAAUAAUUGGAGUUAUUCUUGAGCAAAACAAUCAGCUGGAAAGUAGUGAGAAUGCCUAAAGCUUGCAAUUAUGUGUUAAGUAGAUUUGUCAUUUCACUUCUGGGUUUGGUCUGGGUCUUAAACAUUUCACUUCCAUGAAGAGAAAUCCACUUGGCGAUUAUUUUACUUUUGCAUUUGCACCCAAUAUUUUCAAGCUAGGGUCGUCUUCGAUACUAGACACCUUUCCCAAGUUUGAGCCCCCUCUUUCCCACGAAGCAUCAUCUCGCUUCUAAUCCACCCAUUUCAGUAUAUAAAAAACAAUGGAGCAUGUCACUUUGAAAAGUCAAAAAUUCUGAAUUGGAAUCAAAUAAAUUUUUAUCUUUUCACAAUUAAUAUGGUUUUCACCUUGAAUGUGAAAAGAAGAAAAUUUGUUUGAUUUGAGUUCUACCAAUCAGGUGAAUCUCUUUACGAAUAUUAACUGAAUGUGAAUGCUUUUACCUUCAAGAAGACGGGGAACAGACCUUUGGUGGUGACUAAACAUUCUUAAGGACUUCACAUGGGCCCCGUCUUAAAAAAAAGUAACAAUUGAUCCAAUCAAUCAUAACUCUAUGGAAAUCCCUCAGUGUCAUUAUUUCUUCUACAUGAAAUUUGCAAAAUGUCCUUUGUAAACAAAAACGAACACAUCAAAUUGUCAAGAAAUCAAUGAAUUUAUGGAUAUUCAUUUUUUUGGAAAAAAAACAUGCAUUUAAUAUGUUAACUUUGCUGGCUUUCGCAACUCUUUGUAAGACAGGGCAUCACAGGAGAUACCUCUCUCUCCCCCUCUAGUCUACAUGUACCUCUUUCCUGCCUUUCUAUCCCAUCUCUUUCACUCUGACUCUACCAGUCCUUUUUCAGGGGACCGUUGCAGAAAGAGUUGCAAUCAAUCUCAACUCUAAAAAUCAAGCGCAACUUGAUUUUCAACCAAUCAAUAGUGCGCAUUUGGGACUUGCGAUUGAUUUUUUUACUUGCGUUUGAUUUUUUUACUUGCGUUUAAACGCAACCCUUUCUGCAAUGGACCCCAGGACUAACAACAUGGUGAACUAGAAGCCUCUUCUAGAUUCUCUGUACCACGAUGUAAACCUUCAAAGAUCAUUGGAUAUUCUUGUGUGUUUAUAUGAAUCAAUGUACUAUAGCUGUUUAUGUAUAAUUAUAAGAAAUAUUUUGGAGUUAUGAACUAGCAGAUGACAGAUGGAAAUAUGUUCAAUUUUAUGUAUAUUUCAUUUAGUUGUAAUCCAAUAGUAGAUUGGGGAAAAUCCUGUAUAGAAUUAGCCAUCCUGCCCUCUCCUCUACAUGUUAUUUUGUCUGUUUGUAACAUAUGUAAAUGUUUGUUAUCUGUUUCUUCAUUUUGUAUGAAUAUAUCUUACACUUGAGAAAGUAGAAAUCGAUUGUAUACGAUAUCAAAGUCACCCCCCCCCCCCUCUACCUCCACCCCCAAAAGGGGUAGUAGACUUGGCAAAACCUGAAGUGCAAUGUUCCUUUUAGAAGUAAAUAUUCUUGAAAAUUACUCAAUUAAUAAAGUGAUGUGAACUUAAUUUUAGUACUCAUUCUAACAAAUUAAUCUUUUGAAUGAGUACAAAUCAAAUUUGCAUACCGAUUAUGUGAUAGAAAUACCUAUAUUAUUGCAUCUACUUGAAUUGUUGUAUGUACUUAUAUAAAGUGUACUUAGAAUCUAUUUAUUAGAAUUAUUUAUGAUCCUUUUCAGACAUUGAACCAAUAAGAUGCAUACCAGAAAUCUGUAGAUUUCUGACAAGUUAUUUUCAUAUGUUUUAUUUUUGUGAGUUUAUGUUUGCAGAGAUUUUGUUUGAAAGUUGAAAAUUUCAGGGAUUGUAUAGUACUUUAAGUAGGUAAACCUUUGCUUUGAGAUUGCAGAAUCCUCAUAAAACCAUGACAACACUUCUUUAUCAAAUUCCUUGAUCUAUCUUGUAAAUGUAAAUUCACUGCCUUCUAAAACCAGGUGUCAUUUUUCUAUAUUUGUUAGUAUCAUAAGCAUUAUAAUCUGUGACAUAUUGAUUGAUUUUUCUGAGAGAUGGCCAUCACUUUAUACUUUAAUAAUUUCUGGGGUGAAAGCAUGGUAAUUUAUAUAAAGGAAAGAUAAUAGACACAAGUACUUUGUAUCUAUCAGUGAAUUUGAUUAUGAAACCCCUUCAUCAAAUUUUUGAAGUUUAGUUAGAUAUCUUAUACCACUUCUUUUAUUUGCGCAUAAUUAGUGCUUCGGUUUGUGGUGUCAUUGGGAAUAUGUGUUGUUCCUCUACAAUAUUAAAGGGUAUUUCGCCAUGGCCUUGAGUGUGCAGUACAUAAGAACAAGGUAACAAAAAAAAUGCUAAAAAUCAUGAAAGUUCAUCUGUGUUAGUUGAAAAUAUGGAAAUUUUGCACUUAUGUUCACAAGGCGCAAAGAAAAUUUGAAGAGCUACCUAGAAAUUUUUGGCUACUAAAUGCAGCAUUUCUCAGUGAUGCGGAAGGCUGCAGUGAGUAGCCGAAGAUUUUGAAGGUAACUCUUUAAAUUUUCUUUGUGUGUUGUGAACAAAACUUAUGAACUUUUGUUACAAAAGUUCAUAAGUUCCUUGAGGAUAUAAAUAUAGAAUACAUAUUUGCAAAAUGCACCAGCAAGCCUUUGGCUCUACCUAGCCUUUUUUUCUAUUACUCAAAAAGAGUGUGACAUUCCAAACCAUAUUGGCGGGCUUACUAUAUAUUUUCAUCUUGGGAUUUUUCUCCCCUACAGAUUUUCUGUAAUGCCUUGAGUAUCCACUAAUCCUAGUGCUCAAUAUAUUACACCUUACUCUGGCUUUGCUCUGUUCAAAGUUUAUUUUUAGUUAAUGAAAGUUUGAGAUGAGCCAGUAUGUAUGAAAUUAUGAGUAGUAGUGGAUUAUUAUUUCUAGUCAAUUUGCAAUGGUAUGUAUCAGAGGUAGCAUAUUCAAUUGUGUGUUACCUUCAUUUUCCACAAUGCUAUGUUUGUGUG